Molecule: messenger RNA, 3650 nt
Organism: Tetrahymena thermophila SB210
Lineage: Eukaryota; Ciliophora; Oligohymenophorea; Hymenostomatida; Tetrahymenidae
Exons: 16
Molecular function (GO): protein binding
Source: RefSeq, a predicted model, not a curated record
AAAAAAUUAAUUAAAAAGAUAUAAAUAAUUAUUCAAUUUCAUUAUGGGAAUUUGUGGCUCUAAACCAAAAAAAAAUAAAGAAAACAGAAGGAAAUCAUAUUAGGUUUCUGAAAUAUCACAAAUUAAGCAGAUUUAAAGUUUAUAAUAAGCUAUUAGCAAAAAGCCAAUAAAAUGUUUAAAACAUUAAUCUGAAAAAUGCUAAUUAAAUUAUAUCAAUUUGUAAAAUUUUAGCCUACUUUGUGAUGAAGAUAUAAAAAAAGAUGUAUUCAAUUAAAAUUAAACAAUGAAAUUAGAUGAUUUUUUGAAAAAAUUAUGCGAAGAUGCUUAAGAUUUUAUCAAUAAUCCUUCUAAAUAGAAUGAAAACAAUUUAAAAAAUGAAUAGAUUGAAGUUAAAUUGAUAGAAAAAUUAACAUCCCUUUAAAGUAAUGGGAUUGCAUAAUCUAUUUCUAAUAUAGAGAGAUUAGUGAUAAAAUUUGAAUCCGUUGCCAAUAAAUUUGAUGAAGAAAUAAGCAUUAUAUUUAGAGGCUUAAGCAACAAAACAAAAUAAGAAAUAAAAGAUAUUCUAUAACAAAAUUGUUAAAUAUAUCCAAAGUUUUUUAAAAUUAAAAAGGAACUAAUUGAGUAUUAUGACCUUUACUUAACUUUAUAUUAAAUGAUUAGUAUGAAAGUUUAGGAUUGUCUCAGAACUGUUGAAGAAUUUAAAUUAACUUUAGAUGUUUUUUCACAACAAGAUGAUUCCAUACUCUUUUCUUCUGAAGAAAUAACUUACGAAACAGCGACUUAAGAAAUGAAUAAAAUGUUAAAAAAUAUUGGUUUACAGUUAGAUCAAGGAUAAUAUUAAAGACCCAAGUGCUAAUAGCACACAGCUUGCUUUUUAGAAAGAAUGGAUAUUAGAAAUUUUAGAAUAUUUUGCUCUAAUGACAAUAAAAAUGACCUUUAAACUCCCUUAGAUAUAAUACUAAAAUAAUUAUUUAACAGAGAGAUUCAUGGUAGAAUUAAUUAUUUUCAAGAACUUAAGGAGAAAUUAAAUUAGUUUAUUGCAAAAAUUAAAAGCUCAGUUCAAUUAAAAUACUAUAAUGUUGUAAAUUCUUUAAGUAAAUAAAAUGAAGAAGAAUAAAAUAUUAAACUUCUUGAAAGUAUUAUCUCUAUUUUAGAAGAUUUAAGAAAAUAAAAAAAAUAAAAAGUCAAUGAAAAUAUGCUCGCUGAAGCAAUUUAAGAUAAAAUUAUAUUUUAAAAUAAUAAAUUUUAUCUCAAAAAACGGUUUAUUAAUUUAAAAAAACUUCAGACUUUAAUUUAUUUUGGUGAAUUUUUAACUGAAACUAUUUAAAAUUCUUACAAUUACUUAGAAAGUUUAGAAUAAAAAAGCUUAAAUGCAUAAAAUAGCAAUCAAUACAAUUUAUUUUUAUAAAAAAAUGUCAAUUAAUAAAAUUUAUAAGAAUUUAUUUCCUAAAUAUAAUCUUCGAAAUAUUCUGUUUAGCAGUUGAUAUUAGAUUUAGUUAAAAUUGAUUAUCGAUAAAUAUUUGAUUAAUUAACUUAAAUAAAUUCAAUUUAAAUCUUAUCUCUUAAACCAAACAAUUGUGGUAAAGAAGGAGCAACAAAAUUAUCUAAUUAUUUGUCAAACCUUAAAUAUUUGAAAAGCCUGAGUUUAGAUUUUAAAAAUGAUUAAAUAGGAGCAGAAGGGCUGUUUGAGGUUUCAAACACUUUUUAAAAUCUAGGGAAAAGUUUAGAAAUAUUAAAACUAAAUUUAGAAGAAAACAAGCUUAAAUAAUGUGGGUUUUUAGCUGAAAAACUUCAAUUUUUAAACAAUUUAACAAGUCUUAGCAUAAAAUUAGGGUUAAAUUUAUUUGUAAAGAGCUAAAUCGUUGAAAUUCUCUACAGUAUUAAAGAUCUUUAUAAAUUAAGAAAUCUAGAAUUGGAUUUUUAAAAUUAAAAAGUGGAUGAGAUGUGCUUUAGAGUUUUUAGCGAAAGCUUAGAAAACAAAUAAUUACUCAAAUUAUCUUUGAACUUAAAUAAUUCUUAGUUAAAAAUGAGUGAAUUAAAGUAGUGGAAUGUAGAUUAAUUAAAAGAUAUUUAGGAGUUGAAUUUGAAUCUAUCUAAUAAUUCUAUUUUAGACAAUGACUUAUAAUCGUUCUUUUUAGCAAUAUCUUAAUUAAAAAAUAUUCAGAUAUUAUCCCUCCAUCUAGAUAACGUUUUAUCAAAUGAGCUUAAAGCAGAUUAUCAGUGCACAUACCCAUAAGGUUUAUCUGAAAUUUUAAAAAAUGCUGCUCAUCUAAAAGAGUUAGAAUUAAGCUUAGGGGCAAACAAAAUAGAAAUUAAUUAAAUAACCUAAAUAUCAGUAUGUUUAAAAUAAUUAACUUAAAUAAGAAAGCUCAAACUUUAUUUAUGGAAUAACGGUCUCAAUGAAUAAGGCUUAAGUGUGUUGAUUAAAAAUAUCAAGCCCCUAGUAAACCUUCAAUGCCUACAUUUAGAUUUUUAGUGGAAUCAAUUAAAGUAGUUAAAUAAUCUUUAAUAUAUUUUUAACACUAACUUAUCAUCAUGCUUGGAAGAUCUUUACUUAAACUUUAGCAAUAACGAGUUAGCAAAUAAUGAAGCCCUACAAUUGAUUUAGUAAUUAGGAUCUCUUUAAUAUUUAAAUAAAUUAAACUUAGACUUCUCUUCAAAUAAAUUGUAUUAUUCCUCUAUAUCUUAGCUGCUGCAGCUUCUAGAUAAGAACUCUGAUUAACUAGAAGAAAUAUCUUUCAGUGCAAGGGAUAAUAUCUUAACAAAUACAGAAAACGAGGUUUAUCUGCCUUCUAAAUAUUUCAAAAAGCUAAAAUAUAUAUCAUUAGAUUUAGGAAAUACUUUCUGUGAAGAUCAAAUGAUAAUUCUAAUUAAGAAUUUAUUAUAAAAUUGUUACGGUGCUGAAGUAGAAACUAUAAAACUUAAUAUGGAAUAAAUAAAAGUAAAUGGAGAAAAAAAUUUAUUUGAAAUGAUUGGAAGUCUCUAACUGUUUGAAGAUCUCAGAUAUUUGAGUUUAAAUUUAAAUAAAAUUAAGAGCAUUUAAAACUUAUUUGUUGAAAAGAUAGUUUCCUCGAUUCCUCAUCAUAAACUAAAACAACUCCACUUAUAGUUGAGUGAUAUAGAAUUAAGUGAUCGUAUUGAAAGUUUAGUUUUAGAAUUAGUAACUACCUAAAAAGACUUAAAUUCGUUGACACUGGAUAUUUGGAAAAACAAAAUUUUUGAUAGAACUUUCGAAAAUAUUAUAGAUACUUUGACAAAUAAAACAGAAAAUAAUAUAAUAGAAUUUAAUAUUAAUGCUUGGGAUAAUUAGCUUAGUGAAUAAUUAUAGAAACAAAUUGCCAAAAAAUUAUAAAAUCUUCAGUAGUUGAGAGGAUUUUGUUAGUUUUGAUUUAAAUUAAUACAUCAAUAUUCAAUUGAUUAUGAGUAUUUAAAGAACCAUUUUCAAACACUUUCAAUAUAUUCUAUUUCCUAAUCUAUUUCAAAAACUUCCUUAUAAUUUUUCAAAUCUUAAGCAUUCAUAUAAAAUUUUUUCUUUAAGAAAGAAAGAAGUGCCUCGAUAUUAUCUCCCCAUAAGUUAGCAAGUAUUCUAUAUUAUUCUAUUUUAUUCUCUUGUAUAUACAAAAAUAAAUAAUUAGCUUUAUCAUUAAAAU